GUCAUGAGUCAUAAUGAAUUUUUAGAACAAUAUGAGUCAUAAUGAAUUUUCCUAUUUAUUUUCGAGCAGUAUAUUAAAAAUUAUGUUGAGCAUUAAACGCUGUCAUUCAUUUGCCCAUUUGCGCGCGGCAUGUAAAUAUGGGACGCGCAGCGCGCUCACAAAAAUAGGACAUUUUGGACUUUGGACAUGUCUCCAUGCCCUGUCUCGUUGUGUUCGUGACUCGUCGACUCGUGGACAUUUAAAAAAUGAACAUAAACAAAAAACAAACAAAUGAGCCGCCAUUUGAGAUUUGAUUUAAAUUUAGUGGACAACAAAGCACAAAUCAAUUCACUAUAGGUAUUAUAAACGUAAAAUAGAUGAUUUGUGGUCCAAAGCAGAGUAUAUAAAAUCAAAUAUGGAAAUAAAACAAGAAGCUAGCGAGACAACUUGUGAAAUAAAAGUGGAUGAGACUGAGACGUGUGUUGGUCCUUUGGAUGCCUUCAAGAUUGAAAUAAAGGAAGAGCCUAAGAGGGAAACUGCUUACGAGGAAUUUGCUUAUUUAGACUCCAAUGAAUUUCUAGUAAAAUCUGAAGUAGAACAAGAUGAACAUAAAUUUACCCCCUUUGAAAAAAAGCAAACAACAAAUAAAGAAAGUGAAAGUUGUUCCCAGGAAGAGAACAAAAUGAAGAUUAUUGAUCACAUUGAAGGAAAAAUAUUAAAUAAAAAUAUGGAAGUGGGAAGUGGACAGAGGCCUUACGAAUGUGAAAUUUGUUCCAAGCAGUAUACUAACAAAAGUAAUUUAAAAGCACAUUUGAUAGUGCACACGGGAGAAAAACCGUACAAGUGUGGAAUUUGUUUUAAGAAAUUUACUACAUCAAGUAAUUUGAAAAGACACUUGAGAGUGCACACUGGAGAAAAACCCUACAAGUGUAAAACUUGUUUAAAGCAGUUUACUACUCGAAGUAUUUUGAAGACACAUUUAAGAGUGCACACUGAAGAGAAACCUUACAAGUGUGAAAUUUGUUUUAAGCAAUUUACUACAGCAGGUGAAUUGAAAGUACACUUGAGAGUGCACGCUGGAGAAAAACCGUACGAGUGUGAAACUUGUUUAAAGCAGUUUAGUGAAAGAGGUGAUUUAAAAAAACAUUUGAGAGUGCACACCGGAGAAAAACCGUACAAGUGUGAAACUUGUUUAAAACAGUUUACUACUGGAGGUAAUUUGAAAACACAUUUGAGACUGCACACUGAAGACAGACCUUACGAGUGUGAACUUUGUUUUAAGCAAUUUGCUACAAGAGGUGAACUGAAAGUACAUUUGAGAGUGCACACUGGAGAAAAACCGUACAAGUGUGGAACUUGUUUAAAACAGUUUAGCACUUCAAGUUAUUUGAAAAAACAUUUAAGAUUGCACAGUCGCGAAAUAGAAAUCAAUUAGAAUGCUCAGUCUGCUUGACGCUUAGACAAGAUUGUAAUGAUAUGCCUUCAACACGACAUCGACAGCAGAGAACGAGAACCGUUGGCGCUCCAACAUCCGUGCAACCCGUCACCCCACUCAUUUCCACUUCUCUGAAGCAUUCGAGCAUUCAGGAGACUAUCGAACGGAGAAUAAUGAGUCUCGCAGCGACCAGCUCUAGGCUCCCUGACCAGCUAGUGGAUUGAAUUAUUUGGCUUCGUGCUGCAAUUCCUCUAUGGAAAGACUAAUUAUCCACGACGUACCUGUCGUGGCAACUGUUAGGGGCUGUCCAUUAAUCACGUGAGGCUCGAAAGGGGGGGGGUGUGGGGUCCAUAAAAAAUCACAAAACAUCACAAGGGGGAGGGGGUGUAGUAAUACAUCACGUGUAUUUAUUUUUUCUUCACACCUGUUCAAAAAUCGAAGGCGGCAUUGGUGUAACUGAUAAAAAAAAAUAAUUUUUCAUUCAUAAUAUUCUACAAUACAACAACACAUUAAUUUUC
Molecule: messenger RNA, 1932 nt
Organism: Diabrotica virgifera virgifera (western corn rootworm)
Lineage: Eukaryota; Metazoa; Arthropoda; Insecta; Coleoptera; Chrysomelidae
Product: zinc finger protein 239-like
Exons: 2
Coding region: 395-1414 (339 amino acids)
Biological process (GO): regulation of transcription by RNA polymerase II
Molecular function (GO): RNA polymerase II cis-regulatory region sequence-specific DNA binding; DNA-binding transcription factor activity
Source: RefSeq, a predicted model, not a curated record